GGGAAAAGGUGAAAAAAUGGCGACGCACACAGACUGCAUUUCUGCGCCACUGCUCCUCUAAAAACACCAGAAACUUUUCUUAAACAUUGCGAAUGGGAUAUCGGGCUUCCCAAGGAGGAGUAUCUACACUUUUUGGCGCGUUUUAAACCCGGGACUGGAGAGAAAUCAAAGUGGAAGUGUAGGUGUGAUUGCCGUCAGCAUGUUGGAAACGGCCUACCUGGACGGCUAUCUGUCAGUCGGGUCGGAACCUUUGGAACCCAAGCACCUGCUUCCCAAAAGAGAAAAAACCUGCAUUGACCAGGAGACCAGCUUGACCGUGGGCCAGUACGUGCUGUGCCGCUGGUCUGAUGGCCUUUACUACUUGGGCAAGAUCCAGAGAGUGAGCACCUCAAAGCAGAGUUGCUUUGUGACGUUUGAAGACAAUUCCAAGUUCUGGGUGCUUUGGAAAGACAUACAGCAUGCGGGGGUCCCUGGGGAGGAACCUAAAUGCUCAGUGUGUUCUGACAUGUCUCUGGAUCCUGGUAAUGAAAUCCUUAUCUGUGGGAAGUGUGGAAUAGGCUACCACCAGCUCUGCCACUUGCCCCCGGUGGAGAGCUCAGCUGACCUGUCCCCAUGGUUCUGCAGGAAGUGCAUUUUUGCUUUAGCUGUUAGAAAAGGGGGAGCUCUGAAAAAAGGGCCGAUCGCUAAAGCGCUGCAGGCCAUGAAGCAGGUGCUGAGUUAUAAUCCAGACGAGCUGGAGUGGGACUCAUUGCAUCGUACAAACCAUCAGCAGUGCUACUGUUACUGUGGAGGACCUGGAGAGUGGUACCUGAAAAUGCUGCAGUGUUUUCGCUGUGAGCAGUGGUUUCAUGAAGCGUGUACACAAUGCCUGCAGGAAUCCAUGAUGUUUGGAGAUAGGUUUUACUUGUUCAUUUGUGCAGUGUGCAAUAAAGGAAUGGAAUACAUCAAGCGGCUGGCUCUCAGAUGGGUGGAUGUCGUCCAUCUCGCCCUGUACAACCUUGGAGUUCAGAGUAAGAAAAAAUAUUUUGAACUGGAAGAGAUCCUUGCCUUCAUCAGCAACAACUGGGAGCAUUUCCAGCUGGGCAAGCUCUCCAAUACCCCUCCAUCUGAACGAGGACAGUUUAUUCUUGAUGCACUCAACAACUAUAAAAGCAAGUUUCUCUGUGGGAAAGAGAUCAAGAAGAGGAAAUGCAUUUUCCGACUAAGGACAAGGGUUCCCCCGAACCCCCCCUCUAAGUUGUUCCCGGAGAAGGCCCAGAACAGUGAGGGUCACAGGGGCCACAAGAAAGGGGCUAGCAGAAACAGUAAUUCCAUUCCUGCAGAGAAGAGAAGGAAGAAGAGGUCCAAAUGGCUGCUGGAGGAUGCUAUUCCUAAUAAUGACCUCACUUCCACCUGGAGCACCAAUCAUCACAUGGCCAACAUCUUUGACUUCACGCUGGAUGAGCUGCAGAGUUUAAAGAGUACUAGUUCAGGACGGACGUUCAGUUUGGACCAGGACUCCACUGAUGCUGCCAGUACUUCUGGAUCCGCCACUACCAGCGUCUCCUAUGACUUCAGGAAAAAUGUGGGCAGUCGGAAGAGGAAGUUGCCCUCUUGUAACUACUCUGUGCUGGCCACAAAGAGAGAGAUGGUGGAGAGUGAGCUCAGUCCGCUCAGCAUGCCUGGUGAGGAGAGCAACGUUAUGAUGGAGAACAGCAUCGACAGCCACACCUUUGAGAGCAUCGGUGAGGACAACGACUCGCUGUCUCACCUUAAGUCUUCCAUCACCAGCUAUUUUGGGGCAGCUGGUCGGCUCACCUGUGGGGAGAAAUAUCAGGUUCUGGCUCGUAGGAUCACACCUGAAGGCAAGGUGCAGUAUUUAGUGGAGUGGGAAGGAACUACACCUUACUGAAAGUCAUAGAACAGGAGGUGUCGAACAGAUGGGUGGCAAAGGAAGGUGACCUGGCUCUCAAUAGAUUCUCUUUAUUUCCUGUGUUGCUUUUCUGAAAGUCAUAGUUUCAGAGUUUUAGAUUUGUUUUGUUUCCACAAACCAUAUUUGAUAAAGCACAAAGUUUUUUUUUUUUUUUUUUUUUCUAGAAACAGUGGGUUAACUGAUACUCUGGUCUUGUUUGAUGUGGGACCUUAGUCUUUUUUUUUUUUUCUUUUCUUGAAGUCAAUCACAGUGUCCAUUUGCUAGGGCACUUUAAACUCACAGACAUGAGCAGUCUGAUUUAGUUUAGACACAUAUGUUAACCUUACACAGUAUAACAUCUGGUAUCAGUUAGUAGGCAGCAAAUAAAAGACAGUAUUAAACAAUAUUAAGUCAUUUUCAAUUUAGUUGUGGGACCCAAGAGUUUCAGUUCCUAUUGGGCAUCAAAGCGCCACGGCAACUCAUCUAUUCUGAGUAGCUCUAAAUCUGUUUCAUAGGUGUAAAAACCUAUUAAAAAAAUAGUUCAUUUUUGUAUAAAAGUAAUGCACCUUUGAUUAAGUUUAGGGUUCAAUUAAAGAAAUACUUGACCCCAAAAAUGAUAUUAUAUCAUUAUUUACUCCCCUUCAGACAGUAGGUGGCAAUAUAAUGACAGAACUUAAAUUUUUUUUUGCUUAACUAUUCUUUUAAAGGGAUAUUCCGGGUUCAAUACAAGUUGAGCUCAAUCCACAGAAUUUAUGGAAUAAUGUUGAUUACCACAAAAAUUCAUCUGACUUGUCCUUUUCGUUAAGAACAAACAAAAAAGCAAAAGUCUGGGUUAUACAGUGAGGCACUUACAAUGUUAGUGAAUGGGGCCAGUCUGUAAAUAUUAAAAUACUGUUACAAAAGUUUAGCCACAAGACAUAAACAAAAUGAGCGUUAACAUGAAUUUAGUCUGAUAAAAUCACUUACUAACCUUUUCUGUGUAAAGUUAUAUCCAAUUUUACCACUUAGUUGUCAUGACGAUGUAACGCCGUAAACCGUAAACUGAAUGUAAAAACGACGAUUUAAACAACUUUACAGUUUAAAUAAUACAUGAGUUUUAACAGAGCAAUUAAUGUAAGUGCUUUUAUAGAAGUAGAAACUUCACAUUUCUGCCUUGAAACCCUUUAAAAAUGGGCUUAAUUAGUACUGAACCUGGAAUAUUCUUUUAAAUGUGGAAUAUAUUUUCCAAGCAGUACUUUUGUCUCAGAGAGUAGUUUUCUUAAUGUAAUUCAUUGUCUUUCAUUCAUCUCACUCAGUAUUUCUGCAAAAGGGCGAUAUAAUGACUUGUGCGCAUUUGUUUGUUCACCAACAAUUGUCAGACAGCAGUAUAUAUAGUUAUGUUAAAAUACAUUUUAGUCUGAACUUUUUGUUUUCAGCCAUAGUUUUGAAAUACGUUUAGGUGAUUUAUAUAACCAAAGUGAUGCAAAUACUGUUUUAAGACUGUUAAAAAGUAUUCUUCUAUUUUGUAUGCUUUUGUCUGUAAGAUAAGACCUGCUUUGGCUGAGAAAACAAAACGAAAUUGAAAGUGGAGCGUUCCAGAGAAACCAUGUCAUUUGCAAAAGAAUUUAGGCUAUUUUCAGCAUUUGCCCACUGAUUACAGUCAAAUCAAAGUUUUUCUCCAAAGAUUUUUAAUUUUCUUCAUUUCACUUAAGGUGGAUCUGGAAGUGGAUAUAUGCAUAUUAACAGAUGUUUGGGUUGACUGGAAAAUUGAAAGAUAUGUGAAGUUUCAAAGCUGUCAGGUUUGAUGAUUCAAUAAUUGGACUUCAUUAGUUUUAUAGUACACAACAUUAUAAAUAUACUUUAUUAUUUACAUGUAUAUAAUUGGAUAAAAGAUUAACCCCCAUUUAAUAAUUGCACUAUUCAUAUUUUAUCAGCUAUGCAAGCUAUUAUUGGAAAGAUUAACAUAUAUUUUGUAAUUGAAUUUAAAGAAAACUAUAUAAAAGGCUAUUCCAAGUAUUUGAUACUCUUUUUUUUUUUCUUUCUUUUUUUUUUUACCUUUUAUAAUGUUUCCCCAAUUGUAAAGCAUUUGUGCAAUUGAAUACCGGUUGCAACAGUAUUGUCAACAGAGUACUGAUCAUGUUCACAAGUUUUGUGUGUCAGUUGUUGAUUACUUUUCAAUUUUUUUAUCAUUUGGUUCCAAGUUUAACAGGGUUCAGAAGAAACACAUAACAACAUAUCUGUCAUAUCUGUGUCAAGAUUAAAGUUAAUAUGUUUUGGAUGCUCUUAUGACAGUAUUUCUACAUAGCACACUCAAAGCCAUACAUGACAAACAUGUAAUUUUUGGAAACAGUGUUAAAUGUGCAAACUUGCAUAUGUCAUUAUUAAUUCAUUCCUGUUUCAGACCAUUAAACAGUUUGUCAGCAAUGAUUUUGUGUGUCUCAUGAUGCUGUUCAAACAAAAGGUAAAAAAUGUAGACAUAGUGAAUUUAUGUUUCUAAUCAGAAACAUUUGUUCAGAUUCAUUCAUUGAUUCGUUCAGCCGCCAUUAAUGCAGAAUGUAUCUUUAUGCCAUUAGGUGGCAACAAAUAAUUGUCUUUUGUGUGUUUUAAAAUGAAUAGGUCUCCCAAAAAGGAAAAUUCUCUCAUCAUAUACUCACCCUCAUGCCACCUAAGAUGUGUAUGACUUUCUUUCUUCAGCAGACCACAAACGAAGAUUUCUAGAAGAAUAUCUCAACUCUGUAAGUCUGUACAGUGCAAGCGAAUGGUGACCAGAACUCUGAAGCUCCAAAAAGCACAUAAAAAGCAACAUGAAAGAAACCAUAAGACUCCAGUGGGUUAAUCAAUGUCAUCUGAAAAGAUCCAAUCGGUUUUCAGCCGAAUUUCAUUUCUGGCCACCAUUCACUUGCAUUGAAAUGACCUACAGAGCUGAAGUAUUCUUCUGAAAAUCUUCGUUUGUAUUCUGCAUAAGAAAGAAAAUCAUACACAUCUGGGAUGGCAUGAGGGUGAGUAAAUAAUGAGAGAAUUUUCAUUUUUGAGUGAACUGUCCCUUUAAGUGAAUUACACUGAUUACAUUGAGUCUUUUGCGAUCGACAAUGGAAGUGAACAAGAACAAUUCAAUCACUUAAAAGAUUCAUUUAUAAACACUGACUUGUUCAUGAAUGAAACACCUAUCUAGACAAAGUGUGGCUACUUUAAGAAAGGUCAAAUUUAAGAAAGUUUUAAUUCUAUAUUCUUUGCUAAUGCAUAAGUCUCAUGCUUCCAUUUGUGUUAUUUCUUUCCUCUGAUGACUUGUCUGUUAUUCUACUAAAAUGUGAAAAUUACUCAUUAGUGUCCAAACUUUUGACUAGUAGUGUAUGUUGGUAUUCUUAAAUGUGCAUUCGGUAUUUUUUUUUUUUUCUCAUUA
This is a messenger RNA of Myxocyprinus asiaticus (Chinese sucker), 5270 nucleotides long. Its product is annotated as PHD finger protein 19-like. The transcript is spliced from 15 exons. Bases 200 to 1891 code for a protein of 563 amino acids. The record is from RefSeq and is a predicted model, not a curated record. Gene Ontology annotation, biological process: chromatin organization; regulation of DNA-templated transcription. Lineage: Eukaryota; Metazoa; Chordata; Actinopteri; Cypriniformes; Catostomidae. Gene Ontology annotation, cellular component: nucleus. Gene Ontology annotation, molecular function: DNA binding; chromatin binding.